This is a messenger RNA of Cyclocybe aegerita, 846 nucleotides long. The record is from the annotation of a GenBank genome assembly. NCBI's taxonomy places the organism in Eukaryota, Fungi, Basidiomycota, Agaricomycetes, Agaricales, Hemipholiotaceae.
AUGCACGUCGUGCAGUCUCCUUGUCUCAAAACCCUGUCUCUCUCCUGGAUCAAGAACAUGCCUUUGUUGGUUUUCAUAUCUCUAUCCCCGGAUAUCACGGUGGUGAAGCUCGACGGUGUCAAGGUGAAAAUACAGCAGGAUUCCGACAGUACUCCAAGACUAGUAGCCCCGUCGCAGACUAAGAGGCGACUCCCGCAAAUCAAGAAUUUACAUUACUACGAUCACGACACGGGUGGAAUUCUCGCAUUCCGCUCGUUCAUCUUCGACUUUGAGCAGCUUCAGUUCCUCCAAAUCAGCUGGGGAAACGUGCCCCAAUGUGCGUUGGGCAGAAAACUUAUCAAGGCGGCAAACAAACUCGAAGGUCUAGCGUGCGCAGUCGACUCUCCAGUAAAGUCAGCCGCAGGACUCGCGAAAGCGAUACUGGACAACAGUUCAGAUGUUAGCCUUACAGCACUGACCAUCGGCCUCUCGCACAAAACCACCUCACCAACGAUCCCAGACCCCGACGAGUACGACCCGUUCUUAGGGCUCAUCGAAGAACUUGUGCUCCUCGCAGGCAAGAACACUGUGAAAGACCUCAUGGUCCACUUCGACACUACAAAGGACACCCACGACGAGCUCACGGGCUGCCUGAGCCGGUUCGACGAGGUCAUCACUCGCGAGGCCUUCCCGCGCCUUGAACGCUUUGAUCUCGAAUUCUGGGUUCAUUACUCGUGGCCGUAUUACGCGCCAUACGGAUCGGGGUUAGAAGAGUGCUGGGCAGAGUGUAACGGCUUUCAGUGCCGUGGAGUGUCUACGAUACCAGGGCUGAGAUUUGACUGUCCGUUGGUUAUUAUAGAUGGUUAG